AGGCCCCAAGCUCUCUGCUCUCUCUCUCUAUUAGGAAGUUGAAUAUCGAUGGGAUGGGGGAGGAGAGAAACAUGGUGCCGAUGAUGAAUCCCACCCACAGUCCCUCUCAUCAGCAGUCUGAUGGAUUCAGCAACGAGGAAGAUGAAUCGCUUAACGAUGUUUAUUUACAGGAACAACAAGUUUUGUAAAGAUGAUUCAAAUUACAAGACAGGACACCAUCAGGACCACCAUGAGCCGAGGAGGUUGAGUUUGACAUCUCUCGUGUCGUCGUCGUCGGUGAAGCCUCCCUCCUCUCCCACUAGGAGAACCAUUGAUCUUGGCCAUGGAAGCGACCUCAUCUACAUUCAGAGGUUUCUUCCCUUUCAAAAGUCUUGGACUUUCUUUGAUUAUCUCGACAAGCAUAUUCCUUGGACCAGGCCCACCAUUCGUGUCUUUGGUCGUUCUUGCCUCCAGCCGAGAGAUACAUGUUAUGUUGCAAGUAGCGCACUGACCCCGCUCAUCUACAGUGGAUAUCGACCUGAUGCCUAUUCCUGGGAUGAUUUUCCACCUCUCAAGGAGAUCCUAGAUGCUAUUUGCGAAGCCCUUCCUGGAAGCAGAUUCAACAGCUUGCUUUUGAAUAGGUACAAAGGUGCCAAUGACUAUGUUGGUUGGCAUUCAGAUGAUGAAAAGCUUUACGGUCCUACCCCUGAAAUUGCUUCCCUCUCUUUUGGAUGCGAACGUGACUUUGUGCUCAAGAAAAAGAAACUUCAAGAAGACUCUUCUCAUGAGAAAAGAGGAGAUGAUGGACCAGCGAAGAAGAGGUUAAAGAAAAGCAGCAGAGGAGAGGAUCAACAGAGUUUCACAUUGAAGCAUGGAUCAUUGCUGGUGAUGAGGGGAUACACGCAAAGGGACUGGAUUCAUUCUGUGCCGAAGCGUGCAAAGGCAGAGGGCACUCGUAUCAACCUCACCUUCAGGCUUGUUUUGUAAAACCAAGCUUCAUCUUUCUCCAGUCACAUCUUAGUAGUUCUUUCACAUGAUGAGAUAUAAACACAAGCUGGUGUAAGACAUUUUAAGAAGCUAAUUACUAAACUUAACGUGACAAGAUUAAUUAA
Raphanus sativus (radish) is the source of this 1091-nucleotide messenger RNA. RefSeq names its product DNA oxidative demethylase ALKBH2. The transcript is spliced from 7 exons. Lineage: Eukaryota; Viridiplantae; Streptophyta; Magnoliopsida; Brassicales; Brassicaceae. Gene Ontology annotation, biological process: DNA repair. The coding region runs from base 121 to 966 and encodes 281 amino acids. The record is from RefSeq and is a predicted model, not a curated record.